AUGGGCUCCGUUGGCAGCCAAGCUAUCUUGCACAAAUGGCCAGAAAAGGCUAUUUCUGUUUUGACCAGCGGCGCCGUUGACGACGAUUGCACCAUCCCGGUCAGGGCUCCUCGUGAGGAUGAUCCUGGACAGGUACUGGGGGAUAAAUGGGCAGCACAAGUCGGAAAAGCAGUGUACGAGCUACACAGAAUCAGCGGUGUUUGGGGCGAUGCUAACCCUGAUGACGUUCUGAUGGACGAAGAAAAUAACGCCUGGAUAACAAAUUUCGACGAUGGUUACACGCAUGGCUGGCUUGAUGCUGAUAAGGGCGGGAACAGUGGCAGGAGAUAUGAAAGGCCUAAAGCGGAUAACGGCAUUCAUAUUUGA
Messenger RNA from Metarhizium acridum CQMa 102, 366 nucleotides. Lineage: Eukaryota; Fungi; Ascomycota; Sordariomycetes; Hypocreales; Clavicipitaceae. The record is from RefSeq and is a predicted model, not a curated record.